AGACAACCCGACUUCAUUAAUUAACAGAGUUUCUGACAAUGAUAGUUAUAUUGCUGAUUUAACUUUUUUCACCUUUACAUUCAAGAAGAGAAAUAAGUGCCCAAAUUAAAAAAUAAUGGUGAGCCUAGUUAAGGAAACAAAAAUAGGUAACACUUACCGGCAAUGGAUUUUUGCCUUAUUAGCAAAUUUUACACUCUUUACGUAUGGAAUGGACUGUGGAUGGAUUUCGCCAAUGACUAAGAUAUUACAAUCAAACGAAUCUCCAACAGGACAAGCAAUUACUGACAAUGAUUUAUCUUGGAUAGCCAGUUCUUUGAGUAUAGCAGCAAUUUUUGGAGUAUCCAUCUAUACGUUUAUUUCGGAUUAUUUUGGAAGAAAGAUAAGCGUUAUAUGUAUUGCUGUUCCGCAAGCAAUUUCAUGGACCAUAAGACUAUGCUAUCCGACCACCAUUACAUUGAUUUUAUCAAGAGUUUUAUCAGGGUUAUCGGCUGGUGGAUGUUUUAUUAUAGUUCCCAUGUACGUAAAAGAAAUAAGUCAAGAUGAUAUAAGAGGAGUUCUAGGAACAUUGGUUAUAUUAUUGCAAACAACAGGUUUACUUUUCAUGUACAUCAUUGGGACAUACUUGAGUUAUUACACAGUCACAGUGAUUACCUUAACCAUCUCUAUUGCUGUAACAUUAUUUGUACUUAAGGCUCCCGAAUCACCAGCUUUUCUUGUGAAGCUAGAGAAAUAUGAAGAAGCAGCAGAAACGGUCGCAUAUCUUAGGGGUCUGAAUAAAAACGACAAAAUUGUCCAAAACGUAACGGAUUGCAUGAAAUCUGAAGAAACCUUAUUUAAAUCAUUGCCAAAUAUUUCGUUGGCUAGUAUUUUCAAGAACAGAUCCUGGCGUCGCGGGUUGUUUCUUAUUACUGCAACCUUCGUGUUUCACGGCUUGAAUGGAUCCUAUGUCAUUGUAACCUACGCUUCGACUAUUCUAAUUUCUACUGGAGUUAAAUUCGAAAUCAGUCCAGAAAUACAGACUUUCAGUUUUCCCAUCUUUAUGAUUGUGGGUUCGUUGUCACUUGCAGCUAUCGUAGAAAAAGUCGGGAGAAAGCCUUUGCUAAUAGGUUCAUUUUUAGUAACAGCCAUUUGUAUGGCUCUUAUAGUAAUAAUGAUGAUAUUACAAGAACGAGGUGUGAGUAUACCAUCGUGGUUGCCAGUUUUAGCCAUCAUUUUGGCGGUCUCAAUGUAUGGUGCUGGCGUAUCUCCUAUACCAUAUAUCAUAAUGACAGAGAUGUUUAGUUUUCAAAUUCGAGCGAAAGCAAUGGGCAUGGUUGUCACUUUCGCCUGGUCGUUGACUUCUCUAUUAGUUAUAUCAUAUACACCAUUGAAUAAUUACAUAGCGCCAUACGCACCAUUCAUAUUAUAUGCGGUUAUUAAUUUCUUGGGUUCCAUUUUCACCUUACUGUUCAUCCCAGAGACGAGAGCAAAGACCGAAGAACAAAUCAAUGCUAUUUUAGAAACUGGAAUAAUUGCCAAAAAUAGUCAUAAAUGAGAUUUUUAGAUGUGUUCCUGUAUUGCAUUUUUUUUUACCAUACUACGUCCAUAAUUAUAUUGUCUUGUUUUUUUGUUGGUAUGUUGGUAGUACACCUGGACGUAUAUAAGUACUUCAUAUGAAUUUAAGAGACAUUAUGAAAAAAAAUACAUUUGAAGUCAAAAAGCGUAUUUUUUUAUUGCAUUGUUUUCAAAUAACAAUUUAAAAAAUU
Messenger RNA from Danaus plexippus (monarch butterfly), 1745 nucleotides. Its product is annotated as facilitated trehalose transporter Tret1-like. NCBI's taxonomy places the organism in Eukaryota, Metazoa, Arthropoda, Insecta, Lepidoptera, Nymphalidae. The record is from RefSeq and is a predicted model, not a curated record. The coding region runs from base 116 to 1534 and encodes 472 amino acids. The transcript is spliced from 7 exons. Gene Ontology annotation, cellular component: membrane. Gene Ontology annotation, biological process: transmembrane transport. Gene Ontology annotation, molecular function: transmembrane transporter activity.